This is a messenger RNA of Phytophthora nicotianae INRA-310, 1962 nucleotides long. RefSeq lists its product as hypothetical. The record is from RefSeq and is a predicted model, not a curated record. NCBI's taxonomy places the organism in Eukaryota, Oomycota, Peronosporomycetes, Peronosporales, Peronosporaceae. The transcript is spliced from 2 exons. The coding region runs from base 1 to 1962 and encodes 653 amino acids.
AUGAAGUUUCGCCGUGUAAUUCCGUUCAUCGUAGUGGUUACUGCACAUGUGUCGGCUUCGUCGAGUUCGUCCGGCUCGUCGUCAAGUAUUGGACUGAAUGGCUGGUAUCCAUGUUCAGAGUCGACCUUUUCAGACGAAGGAGGAUCUGCCAACCAGGAUGCUGAGUGUGCCGUGUACACCGCACCGCUGUGUUAUCCCGGUAUCUGCGAGAAUCCGGCGUUUGUCACUACUACGACCGUGGACAUCUUCGUGAAGAGGAUCGCUGCUUUAAACGACUCAAAAACUGCGACGAAUGUGUGGAUCAUGCAAGGCGGUCCGGGUGCUUCCUCUACUGCCAUGGAAUCGACGAUGGUGGAGCUACACACCCGACUGGAUGGAACUGUGAACGUUUACACCAUGGACCACCGCGGUACUGGUCGAAGUACGUUGUUGGACUGCGUUGCAGCACAAUCAACUACAACCGGGUCUCCAUGGGGAAGUGGAAUUGACACAGCGGAGGUCCCAGCAUGUGCUCAGGCGCUUGAAAAGAAGUACGGGAAUCUGUCGUCAUUCUCCAUGACAAGUGCAGCUACCGAUAUGGCCACAUUCAUUUCCGACUACACGAAUGGUGCAGAUACUAUCGUGUACGCAGUGAGUUACGGUACUGCGUUGGUAGAGCGCUUGAUUCAUCUGGACCCUCCUGAAGUGACUGGGUAUGUUCUGGAUGGUGUGGCCACGAGUUCGGGAUCGCCAAAAGAAUUUGAGUAUUUUUCAACUUGGGACGCUGAUUUCGGCGACGUAGGUGACUCAUUCAUGGCACUUUGUGCCUCACAAAGCGAGUGUAGUGACAAAUUCAUAUCAACGGAUUUGUCUACUACGCUUACGAACUUGAUCACGGAUUUCGACAAUAAUCCACACUCAGCGUGUGCAGCUCUGUUAAAGGACGAGAGUAGUGAUCCUGCAUCGUAUAUAGUUCGGGAAGCACUGGGGUCAUUGUUACAGAGUGUGAAUAUGCGAACGCUCAUCCCGCCAAUUGUGUACCGGUUGAACCGCUGCUCAUCUGAAGAUACCGACGUGUUGACGCAUUUCUUCAAAGCUUUGAACACGUACCAAAAUUCUCCAGAUGAGGAAAACGCGUUUGAGUCGUCGUUACUUUAUUAUCUGAUAGUCUUCUCCGAGAUGUGGGAGAAGCCACAAGUCUCCUCUUCAGAAAUGCUCGAGCGAUUUGUCAACUCGAAAAUCUCAAAUGGAGGAACGUACUUGGAGAUCCCGCAGUACUGUGCCUUUUCGAAAGAGAACUCGACGGUUUGCAAUGAAUUGGAUGUCGGUUCCUAUGGUGCCAAUGGGAUAAUCUACGAACGUGACCACUACUGGAACAAGAGCGCCUCAAUUCCUACACACGCGAGUGUAUUACUGUUGAGCAGCAAACUGGACCCACAGACUCCGCAUAAAUACGCCGAGUAUUUGCUGGAGGCAUUGGACGGUAGUAACAAGGAGUUGAUCACGUUCGACUACGCUACACAUGGGACACUGUGGACAACGCCUCUGACUGACGACGACGAGAGUGAGACGUGCGGUAUGAAGCUGCUGUUGUCGUAUGUGAGCAACAAUGGCGACCUAGGUGGCCUCGACAAGGUUUGUGUUGAUGAGAUGCCAGCGUUCAACUUGACAGUACCGCUUGUAUAUUCACACUAUUUCUUGAGCACGGACAAUGCCUACGAUGGUGUCUAUGAUGCAAGCUUGAGUGCGAGUGGAUCAACCGGUGGCGGGUCGGCCUCCAAAAGCAGCUCCAAGUACAAAACUGUCUUUAUUGUUUUCCUUGUAUUUUUCGUGGUGGCGCUUGGAAUUGCUGGUUUCUUCUGGUACCGUUGGUAUAAAAUCAAGCUCCAGAAGACAGACACGACUGACGACAAGUUCGUCGAGAUAUCAACACCAAUUGAACAGGAUCAGUCGAUAAGCUCCGUCACAGCUCAACGAGUGUAG